This is a messenger RNA of Aureobasidium vineae, 1299 nucleotides long. NCBI's taxonomy places the organism in Eukaryota, Fungi, Ascomycota, Dothideomycetes, Dothideales, Saccotheciaceae. The record is from the annotation of a GenBank genome assembly.
AUGUCUGAAGGUUCACACUCAGAGAAGCCCNGUACGUGUUCAUCUCACGCAUCUUCUACAAAGGCUGACUCGACUGGUAAGCAGAAAGCGCGCGCCGAAUCUCCAACAACAGCACGCGAGCUCGACUUCGACGACGACCACCAAGACAGCAGCCCUCUCAAGAGCCCGACCCUCAAACAGGUCAGCUUCGUCGAGGUCGAAGAUGAAGACGCCCCAUCCAAGCCUGUGCGCCCCUUGAGCCCCAAGGCCCAGAACGAGAAGACGCUCAAGGAGGCCUUUCCCACAAUCGACGAUAAGGUCAUCAGCGCCGUCCUGAUAGCCAGUGGUGGCAAUGUCGAGCCUGCAUUCAAUGCUCUGCUGGACUUCAAGCCUGAAGAGGCUCCACCACCGCGUCCUCCUAGACCUACCCAAGCUCAGCGCCAGCUUGACGCCGACGAGCAAUACGCCCGCCAACUUGCUCAGCACUUCCAGUCCGAGCCUCGUCCUCAGCGCACCAGACGAGACGACGAUGAUCGAGGCCCACCUCUUCCUAACCGCCCUAGACAGCAGCGUCCAGGUCUUGCCGAGGACGACAGGGAAUACAGCUUCUUCGACGGUAUCAUCAACCCAGCUUUCAAUCAGCUGAGACUAGUGGCUGACUCGGCUGCAGACGAUCUUCCCCAAAUCAAGGAGAACGUGCGCAAGGGUUUCUUGGAGACACAGACAAAGGUGAACAGAUGGAUCACCGACUUCAGAAAGAAGCUGGACGGAGAUGACAAUGACGACCCAUACGACGGUCCUACCAGACAGGACAGCCCUCCUCGUAGACAGAACUACGGCCCUUCACAAUCCGAACAGCUCUACGGCAUCCGCAGGUCGGCCGAUGUGAGCAGAAAGAGCACAGACAAGGACCGCUACGACCUGGACAACCGCGUCUUGGAUGACGACUUCACAGCUCUGGAGCUCCGUGAUGAUGAAGUCGAUGAGGUCGACGCCAUAGACCGUAGGAAUCAGCGCCAACCAUCCCCUGGUGCUGCCUCCAAGUCGGCCAAGUGGCAGCCUUUGACCUCGAUUGCCCCCAACCCGGAGUCGGAUGAGAACGACCCUUUCAGUCUUGGCGACAGUGAUGACGAGAAGGAGACCAAAACCAAGGACACCAGAGAAUCUGAUACUGCGCGUCUGAAGGAGGCCGCUCGCAAGAGCGUGACCGCUGAGUCAGCAGAUGCUCCUCAGAAGCUCCAGGCUAGCGAGAGAUCUGGAAGUACCAACGUGAGAGACAAGGAGGCCGAGGCUCUGUUGACUGGCAAGAAGCCUGCUUGA